UUGGAGGAGCCUCUAAUUGAAACAGGCACAGGAGGGCUGUGGUGGGUGGCUGGAGGGGCCCGGCAGCGCCGCUGGAUCCGACUCCGUGUUUGCUUUGGCUCCUUCCCCCUCCCGGCAUCGUCUCCUGGGCGGUGGGAGCUGCACCCUCUGCCCUGGCACUGACUGGGCUGGGGCCGAGGCAGCGCCAGGCAGGGUGAGGAGGGGCUGUCCUGACACCUCUGCAGAGCCCCCCAGGGAUGUCACACAGAAAAUGACCCGGGAAUGGUGCCUGUCCGAGGGAUCCGGCAUGGCCGGAGCUGCCCCCGGAGCGCCCGGCACCGGCUGUCACCCCACAACCCGUGACAGGGCUGCAUUGUUUGGGAUCAGAGACAAACUCCUUCAGUUGCUGCUGCUGCAUUUCGAGGGAGGUGGUUUAACCACUGCCUGCUCCUGCCAGGGCUCCUGCUGCAGCAGGGGAUGCAGGGACACGGCCCCACGGGAAUGGGGGACGGGAUCCCCUGUGCUGAUCGGACACCACCCCACGGGCACAGCCCCACGUGCAGCUGGGCCCUGCCCAGGAUUCUCCUGUGCUGGGGCCUGGAGCCGAUGGCAGAGAAUGUCAACAACUAACAACAUAGCGCAGGCCCGGAAGCUGGUGGAGCAGCUCCGCAUCGAGGCCGGCAUCGAGAGGAUCAAGGUCUCCAAAGCGUCUUCCGAGCUCAUGAAUUACUGUGAGCAGCAUGCCCGGAACGACCCCCUGCUGGUUGGAGUCCCCGCUUCCGAGAACCCCUUUAAGGACAAAAAGCCCUGUAUCAUCCUAUAGCUCCGGCACCGCCCCCGGAUCCCUCCGGAACGGAUCCUGCUCCAGCCACCGAGACCCAGCUCCCACACCUGCGCCCGGGGGUAAACCCUAAAUGUUGGCUUCAAACAGAACUUAAAUUACCACCCCCCCCCCAAAAAAAAAAAAGAAAAAAAAAAAAACCAACAAAAAAACCCAAACACCAGAAAACAACCGAUACGGAGACGAUAAUUUGGGAGCAGUUUUUAGGAAAGGGGGGGGGGCCUCUGUUCCUGGGAAAGGGGCUGCACGUGGAGAGGGGGCGAAAUUUAAAUCAGAAUCCAAAACAACCAGGGCGGAGGGAGGGGGUUGGGGGGUUAACAGGGGCAUUGGAAUUCAGAAGUGUGGGGGGUGGAGGCAGCGGUGGGUGGGGGUUGUGGCUUUUCCCAGUGGGAUGUGAGACUGGAGCUCCGGGACCUGGCUCUGGACACAGCUCCAAUCCAGUUUAGUCUCCAACCAGCAGGAAUUCGCUCUUGUUUCUGGAGAGGGAACAAGGAGGGGGCCCAGGUGGGAGAGGAUCUUGUAGGAUUUUGUAGGAAAUUAGUACCGAAAAAGAAAACAGGAUAAAAAACCAACAACCCCAACAAAAAAAAAAAACCCAGCUGGAAAAAUCCCUGUUGGGAAUGGCUGAAGGGAGGUGGGGGGGCCCCUUCCCUGCAUCCCAGGGCUCCGCUCGGAGCAGGGAAUGGCCCUGGGGGGGAGCAGCCGGCAGCAGGGACAGAUCCCAAGAGGAAUGUUAGGGAGCCCCAGGGAUGGGGCAGGCCAGGACCAGCCCCCCCCAGCUGCUUUUGGGGGGUCUCUGUGCUGUCCCCAAACGUGGGGGGGCAGGGGGAGCAAAGGGGCUUCCUGGUGCGCAUCCAGAAUCUGGGAAAAUCGUCCUUUUGGGGGAGUUUCAGCCCAAAACUCUAAACCCGGCAAAUUUCCCAGCAUUUCCCGUCUCCCUCGCCGGGAGCAGCGAGUGGAAUUCCUUCCCCUGGAGCCGGGGAAUGAGGGGCAGCGGGAGUUCAGAGGGAGUUCAGAGAUGAGGGUGAGGAGAAGAAACGGUUCAGUUCCCAUCCCUUGGGAAUCUCGGACUGGGAUUUGACAGGGAGCACCGGGGGCUGACCCGGCACAGAGCAGGAAGAGGGAGCAGGAAGAGGGGGAGCAGGAGAGCCUCCUCCCACGGAGCCUUGGAGAUCCUUGGGAGAGAGCCUGGAGCUCGGGGACGUCCCAUGGAGCUGCCCAGCCACCGGAUCUGUCGGGAAGGGGACGGAUCCCGGGAUUACCGGACCCGAUCCGUGUCCACAGGGCAGAUCCCGGGGCUCAGCAGCUCCUCAGAUUGUGGCCAGCGCUCCCAGAAUCCCAGAAUUAGGUUGGAAUCUGGGAUCAUCAGGUCCAGCCUCCCACCGUGGGCAGAGGCACCGUUUGUGGCCGUUCCCGGUUAUCCUGAACACGGGUGUUGGUUUUGGGAAGGAAAGGAAAGGAUCAAACCAGCCACACCUGAUGGGAAAUCCUGGGGAGUUUCCCCAUCCCCCCCAGAGCUCUGGAUCGGGUUUGAAACGCCAGAGCCUGGCAUUUCCCAUGGGAAAGGGGGGCUGGAGGAGCCCCCCGGGCUCAGCUGAUCCCCCCCGAGCUGUCAUGGUCCAGUUGAAGAGAGAAUCCCUGCAGCCCAAACUGGGGCUGCUGCUCGGAGUCACUGGUGCAGGCAGGGCACUGGCAGGUUCUCUGGCUGCUCUCCAGAGGCAGGAGAUCCCUGGGAUGGAAUUCCCAGGGCUGUCACUGGCUCCCAGGCACCCGGAGCUGCCAGAGUGGGGCUCAGAGACAGGGAGAGGAGCAGAGCCCGCUUGGCUGGCACCCGGGGAAGGGGAUUCCUCCCGGGAUACCGGGGGGGCUGGGAUGGGCAGAGCUGCUCCGUUUCCAUUCCUUGGUUGCAGGAAUCUCGCCAUUCCUUGUUUUCAGUCUGCCAUCACUUGCCUUUUAAACAAAAUAGGGAAAAUCCCACAUUUUUAACACUAACAGGACCCUCCCCCCGUGUGUGCCCACCGUGGCUUUCCCGGGAUCCUGGGGAAAGUUCCUGUGCCCCCUCACUGUGUCCUGGGCUCCUGGCCUGGCAUUCCAGGGCACAGGUGACCCCUUGGAUGUCACCCCAUCCCGGUGUGAGGGAGCAGAGCAGGGAAAAGGGGGAUAUUUCCCUCUGUGUCCCCUCCCCGGGACAACAAACCCUUUUUGGUGAGUUCUGUCCUAAAUCCAGAAUAACUCCAAGCUCCCGCCCGCCGGGAGGCUCCGGACACUCCGAGUCCAGCCUGGGCUCAGCCACAGCCGGGCUUUCCCUUCUCCAGGAGGGAAUUCCCUCUGUCCUUAAUCUCGUACAGUUCCAGCCUUAUUUUUCUACUCCAGAUCGCUGAUUCUUCCUCUGUGUUAGAGACCAGAGCAUGGUGCUAUCCCGGAGCCGCGGGGACGGAGCGGGAACGGAGCCGGGAAUUCCCUCCUCCUCCUCCUCCUCUUCCUCCUCCUCCACCCCCCAAGCAGGGGCUGCCGGACCCCCCGGCACCCUCAGGGGCUCCAACAUCCUGCCCUUCCCGGCCCCCACUGCGGCACCCUCGGCAAAUCCUGUGGGAUGCUCGGCCAGCGGAUCCUUUGGGAUGCUCAGCCGGCAAACCCAGGCACGCCACGGUCCAGCACUUUGGGGUCACUCUGCCUCCCCCUCUCAUCCUUCCACCCACCCCAGGGUCCUGCCCGAGCCGUGCUGGAGAGGGAGAAAGGGGCAGGGAGAAGGGAGAAGGGGCAGGGAGAAGGGAAAAGGAGCUGGGAAAAGGGGCAGGGAGCUGGGAGAAGGGGCAAGCUGGGAAAAGGGGGUGAGGAGGUGGGAGCAGGGGCAGGGAGCAGGGGCAGGGAGCCAGGACAAAGGCCAUGGAGCAUCUCCCGUGGGAGCCUGGGGACAGGGCUGGGGGCUCCCGGCGCGGGGACUCCGGAAUUGCCAGCGGCCGAGGGUCCCGCCGGAGCCGGGGGGUGGGAGCUGCCGGCGGGUGCUGGGGCUCCGUGGGGGACUCGUUUCGGUGGAAAAAAUCCUUGAUUUUAAAUUUUUUUUCUUCUUUUUUUUUUUUUUUUUUUUUGGGAUUCUUUCCUCGUCUGAGUAAAUCCGUGCUCAUCCUGUAGGUGUUUUUGUAUGGCAUAAAUAGAAGUGCAGAUUCCAGUAGUCGCUUGUACUUUGUUAGUGCAUUUGCCAAAUAAAUUUAAAAAAAAAAAAAAAAAGAAAAAAAGGGAAAAAAAGAAAAAAAAAACCCACAGAAAAAAAAAGACUUUUCAGAACUUUUUAAGUGCUGCAGAGGGCGAAGGGGGAGCAGGAGGAGCCGGAGCCCCGGCUCCACAAAGGCCUUUUUUUGGAGGUAACCACAUGCCCAGAUCUGUCCAGCCUUUCUUUAUGGCAUGUGGUGAAACCAGUGCCAAAAAUAGAAAACUGGGAAAGAAAAGGGAGAGGGAAACAUUGCCUCUAUUUAAUUUUUCCUCCCUUUUCCUUGUCCUCCCCUCCCUGUCUCGGGGGACGGAGCCGGGAGACUCCCGGGCACCCCAAGUCCGGUGUGGUCCGGAGCCUCUGGAUCCUCCCAAAUCCCCCUUGUUUCCAAGUGCUUAAAAAGUCGCCUUUAUUUAACAAAAAACCCCAAUAACUCAUUUAUCCGUCGCGCAGAGGCCUCGCGGGUCCCUCCGCACUCCUCAUUUCCUUCUCUCUGGUCUAUUCUUAUAAUAAUAUUAUUAUUAUUAUUGUUAUUAUUAUUAUUAUUAUUUGCCAAACUCUGAUCUCGUUGCCAAACGCCAAUCCAGGUUUGUACAGACUGUCCUUAGGAAGUGGUCGGUGUCUGUGCCGUAGGCUCCUCAUCCGUCUGCGAUUCCCGGGUUUUUCCUUCCUCGUGUGCCAUAGCCCGAUUUCUCGCACAGUGUUGAAUAUUUCGUGGAAUUGUUGUUCCGAAGUGAAUGGAUAACACAAUAAAAAGGCUCACUUUGCAUUUUA
This is a messenger RNA of Myiozetetes cayanensis, 4802 nucleotides long. RefSeq names its product G protein subunit gamma 7 (gene GNG7). Bases 251 to 802 code for a protein of 183 amino acids. The transcript is spliced from 3 exons. Gene Ontology annotation, biological process: G protein-coupled receptor signaling pathway. Gene Ontology annotation, molecular function: G-protein beta-subunit binding. Lineage: Eukaryota; Metazoa; Chordata; Aves; Passeriformes; Tyrannidae. The record is from RefSeq and is a predicted model, not a curated record. Gene Ontology annotation, cellular component: heterotrimeric G-protein complex.